AGAUUUUGGGUUGGAAUGGAGCCUAACGCAAAAGGCAGCAACUUUUUCCUCGAUUGUUGCAAUGGCGCGAUCUUCCAAGAGGAUUGCUGCAACACCAAGAGGAACAGGGACAACCAUCCGCACCUGAAGCCCAACAGCACUUCGCCGGGCUCAAGCCUGCGGAAUCAGAUGAGCGGAGUUGGGAUAGUCUGGCGCGUUGCCCAUUCAAAGGGCAUCCCGAAUGACAUCUUGGUUGUGGACGCCUUCGAUCCUCAAAGCAGCGCUGCGGAGGCUGACCUCCGCCCAGGAGACAUCCUCUUUCAAGUGGAUGGAGAGGAGGUGAUCGGCAUGCCCGUCACGAGCAUCGCAGAAAAACUCUUCGGACCUGUCGGCACCCAGGUCAUGAUCACGAUUCUUCGAGGAGGACUUAACGGAGAAGUUGUUCUUGUACAGCUUGAGCGCAGAUCUUCCGCCAAUGCAGCAUGAUAUUUCACUGCUUGUGUAAACAAAGCAGCCCAGUGAAAACUACUACGUG
Guillardia theta CCMP2712 is the source of this 514-nucleotide messenger RNA. RefSeq lists its product as hypothetical. The record is from RefSeq and is a predicted model, not a curated record. Lineage: Eukaryota; Cryptophyceae; Pyrenomonadales; Geminigeraceae. The transcript has 6 exons. Gene Ontology annotation, molecular function: protein binding. Bases 16 to 465 code for a protein of 149 amino acids.